This is a messenger RNA of Lepus europaeus (European hare), 2426 nucleotides long. Its product is annotated as TAR DNA-binding protein 43-like. Gene Ontology annotation, cellular component: nucleoplasm. Lineage: Eukaryota; Metazoa; Chordata; Mammalia; Lagomorpha; Leporidae. Gene Ontology annotation, biological process: regulation of gene expression. Gene Ontology annotation, molecular function: RNA binding. The record is from RefSeq and is a predicted model, not a curated record.
UGGGAACGAAGCGGUGGUAGCUGCGCUGCUCUCGGGUCCCGGGCUGCUUCCGUCUCCCCGUCGGGCUCCCUAGCAGCGGCCUAGCGGAACAACAAGGGAAGAUGUCGGAGUACAUCCGGGUCACGGAAGACGAGAAUGACGAGCCCAUUGAGAUCCCGUCCGAGGACGACGGCACCGUGCUGCUGUCCACCGUGACGGCCCAGUUCCCCGGCGCCUGCGGGCUGCGCUACCGGAACCCCGUGUCGCAGUGCAUGCGGGGCGUGCGGCUGGUGGAGGGGAUUCUGCACGCCCCCGACGCCGGCUGGGGGAACCUGGUCUACGUCGUCAACUACCCCAAACAAAGCCCCGACGAGCCCCUGAGAAGCAGGAAGGUGUUUGUGGGCCGCUGCACGGAGGACAUGACUGCCGACGAGCUGCAGCAGUUCUUCUGCCAGUACGGGGAGGUGGUGGACGUGUUCAUUCCCAAGCCCUUCCGAGCCUUCGCCUUCGUCACAUUUGCAGACGAUCAGGUUGCCCAGUCUCUUUGUGGAGAAGACUUGAUCAUUAAAGGAAUAAGCGUCCAUAUAUCCAAUGCCGAACCUAAGCACAAUAGCAAUAGGCAGUUAGAAAGAAGUGGAAGAUUUGGUGGUAAUCCAGGUGGCUUUGGGAAUCAGGGUGGCUUUGGUAACAGUCGAGGGGGUGGAGCUGGCUUGGGGAACAAUCAAGGUAGUAAUAUGGGCGGGGGGAUGAACUUUGGUGCUUUCAGCAUUAAUCCAGCCAUGAUGGCCGCGGCCCAGGCAGCACUGCAGAGCAGUUGGGGUAUGAUGGGCAUGUUAGCCAGUCAGCAGAGCCAGUCGGGUCCUUCGGGCAAUAACCAAAGUCAAGGCAACAUGCAGAGGGAGCCCAACCAGGCCUUUGGCUCUGGCAAUAACUCCUACAGUGGCUCUAAUUCGGGCGCAGCGAUUGGUUGGGGAUCAGCAUCCAACGCAGGGUCAGGCAGUGGUUUUAAUGGUGGCUUUGGCUCAAGCAUGGAUUCGAAGUCUUCUGGCUGGGGAAUGUAGACCGUGGGCUGUGGUUGGUUGGUUAGAAUGGUGGGAAUUCAAUUUUUUCUAAACUCAUGGUAAGUAUAUUGUAAAAUACAUAUGUACUAAGAAUUUUCAAAAUUGGUUUGUUCGGUGUGGAGUAUAUUCAGCAGUAUUUUUGACAUUUUUCUUUAGAAAAAAAGGAAGAGCUAAAGGAAUUUUAUAGGUUUUGUUACAUAAAGGGUUGAAAUAUUGAGUGGUUGAAAGUUGAACUGCUGUUUACCUGAUUGGUAAACCAACACACUACAAUUGAUAUCGAAGGUUUCUCCUGUAAUCUCUUAUCCCUGGACUUGUCAAGUGAAUUCUUUGCAUGUUCGAAGUGGAAACCAUUGGUUUAGAACUACAUUCUUUUCUCCUUGUUUUCAUUUGAACCCCACCAUACGGAUUUUUUCCUUAGGAAAGUCUUCCUCUCGGGAGAUCAUGGUGUCACGCAGUGUUUGGUUCUUUUGGUUUUGUUUUUAACACUUGUCUCCCCUCAUACAAAAGUGCGAUAUGAAGCCUUCAUUUAAUCUCUGCAGUUCAUCUCAUUUCAAACGUUUGUGGAAGAAGCACUUCACUGAACGUAGUGCUGUAAACAUUCUGCCAUAGGAAUACUUGUGUCUACAGCUUUCUCUUUCAAGAAUUGGUCGUCACGCCGCGCGGGCUGCGUCUCUGACGGUGGGUGUCCCAUUUUUAUCCAGUACUCUUUAUUUCAUGGAGUCGUAUCAACGCUGUGAACGCAAGGCUGUGAUAUGGAACCAGAAGGCUGUUUGAACUUUUGAAACCUUGUGUGGGAUUGAUGGUGGUGCCAAGGCAUGAAAGGCUAGUAUGAGCGAGGGAAGGAGAGCGCGUGCAGAGACUUGGUGGUGCAUAAUGGAUAUUUUUUAUCUUGGCGAGAUGUGUCUCUCAAUCCUGUGGCUUUGGUGCGAGAGUGUGCAGAGAGCAAUGAUAGCAAAUAACGUACGAAUGUUUUUUGCAUUCAAAGGACAUCCACAUCUGUUGGAAGACUUUAAGUGAGUUUUGUUCCUAGAUAACCCACGUUAGCUGAAUGUGUUAAGUGAAACGAUACUUGUAUCCCCUGCCCCUUUGUCAACCGCUGUGAAUGCUGUAUGGUGUGUGUUUCUCCUGUUACUGAUCGGCAAGUGUGGUCAUGUGAACUGAAGCUGCUGGGGUGAGAACAUGGACUGAGCUUGUGCUGUGCUUUGCAGGAGUACUUGGGAGCAGAGUUCCCCAGGGAGCUCAGGUGGCUCCAAGAAGGGUGGAAGUUCCAAUGUCUGUUAGCUACCCAUAAGAAUGCUGUUUGCUGCAGUUCUGUGUCCUGUGCUUGGAUGCUUUUUAUAAGAGUUGUCAAUGUUGGAAAUUCUUAAAUAAAACUGAUUUAAAUAA